AUUUUUAGGCUUUGUGCGUUUUGUAUGAUAUUACUUUUUCAAAAUAACGACGGCAUUUGGUAUGGAGGAAACUAUAUAAGCUCAUGUUUCAAACCAAAAGAAGAGUUUGAAGAGUUUAAUCGUGGUAUUCUGACAAGUGGGAAUCUCUUACAGUCUUACAGGAAUCUGUUUCGGCCAUUCUUCAGGCAUAAACAUAAAACAUUAAUAAAGGACCCAUUAGUACAACAAACAGGCAAUGUGGACUUUAAUUAUUUCAAUAAGCAUCUAUCAGCAAGAGAAAAUAAAUUCGAACACUUUCCACAAUACGAUUCCAGAAUAGGAAAAAAUCACGAUUCAUAUUAUCCUACCAAGUUUUUGUUACCAAACUAUAAAGUUCUCAUUAAUCCUUUUUCCUCUCGAAUGAAUAUGCCUUCAAAAAUAGGAGAAAGUCAGCAUUUUGUUAACGAAAUUGGAGAUACCUUAUCUAAUCGCAGAACAAUUGAACCUCAAAUGAAAUUGCAAGGAACGGGAGAUACUCAAUAUUAUUGCUAUGGAGUAAAAAAACGAAAACCCGUUCAUAAAAAGAAGAAACAUGACUAUGACAAGCUAAUUUAUCCACAUAAAGCAGUUGGAGGAUUACUAUUACCAACCAAGAUUAUACUAGACAAUCUUAACUCCUGGAAAUGGAAAAACAAAAAGGAAAUCCAAACUAAUAAUCUUUCAAUGUCCAUGGUAUACGAUUUGUUGUCAAAAUCUACAACGCGCUAUCCAUUAAAAAAGACAGAUCCUGUUUGUCAUACUACAGAAAAAAGAAAAAUUGGCAUUCUUGAACAACUAUCAGAAGACCAAUCAGUUUUUCCUGACAGGGGAAUGUCCCCCUCAAACUGUUUUGUUUCCACUGAGAGGCUUAUGCACCUAAACAAAAGAACACAAAUAAAUCCGAGUCUCCACCGAGAAGAAACCACCAACGAAAAUGAUAUAGAAAGACCUGAAAAAUUCAGGGAAUACAAAAAAAUGAAUUGUCUGGACGACGAAAUGAAAAAUAAUAUAUUUCCAGCAGGUAUUUCUGAUUGCGGUUGUAGAAUGAUGUACAGAGACCAAUUGAAAGCUUGUGGAUAUUUUACAACAAAAUUGGCAAUAACUUCUGAAGUACCUAUAAUAUUUAAAUUUGAAGAUUACUUUUGUGAAUGCUACAGUUGUUCAAGUGACAGCAAGCGAAGAAAAUUUCAUGGAAGGAAAGAUAAAAGGAAAAAAAAUAAAAUAAAAGAAAAAGAUAAUUUUUUAAGGAAUAAAGAUGUUGAAACUGAUUUGAAAAUCAAUAAUGGAUGUGAUGAUUUACAAGUCGGUAGAAAACAUUUGAUCAAUACAGACGAUUACUUAAAUAUUAGUAAAUGUAUAGUAAUAUCAAAUGAUGAGGUUAUAGAUCCCAAUGAUGAAGAAUUCUUUAAUUAUGAUUUCGACAAUAUAACCUCAACUAAUAUGACCAGCACUGACUCUUCUAAUAUGAACGAAUAUUCGACAGAAAUUUCCAGAAUCAAGAGACGGACAUUCAAAUCUAAAUCGAAAUGGGAUCGCAAAAGGAAACGAGCAUUUGUACCGCUCAAUGCUUAUCAUGAAUAUUUAUUCCGAAAACCCAGUGCUAAGUUGUUUAGCUCACCCAUUUCUUCUAAUUCAAAAAACAACAAUUUCAAAAUUAGAAAAGUGAACAAACAUAAAAAAAAAAAAAUUAAACACACUAUUCACAAAGGUUUGAAUUUGGGAAUUUCAAAUCGAGAAAUGACACUGAAACAGAAGGCAAAGCUUAUCGGGGACAAUGUCGAAAACGAAAAAGACAAGGUACAUAAGAAACGAGAAUUUGUUGGUGAAAGGCAGUCAUUUAACUCUUCGGAUCUUUGUGAGGAAUUGCAAGAAGAUUCGACUUCAAUGAGCACACCUUCUUCACCGAAUUCUAUAAAACCCACUUGUCUUUGUCUAAAUCUCACUCAUCCUUCUUUUGUAAUGACUGAGAAUGAAAAGGUCACCCACUCUACUUUUGUAAUGACCGAUACUGCUAAACCCAUUCAUUCUACUCUCUCAAGCACCGAUAGAGAAAAGCACCACCACUUUACAUUCGUAAAUCCAUAUAACAUUUUCUCUAAGGUAACAGGACUUAUUUCAAUCCAUAAAAGCACCCACCCCGGUAAACAUGUCAUUGAAACAAGCACUAAAGUAUUAACAAUAGAAAUGUCUACAAACAUUAUGCCUAUGUUCAGACCGGAUACAGGAAACCGCCACCCUGCCAAAUUGAAAUGUGAACAACAAUAUAGUAGAGAGUGUGUGUGCUCUGUCACAAAAGCUCUUCAAGAAAUCAAUAACUUGAUUUCUAAUAACCAAGAACAAAAAUUCCUCCUUAAUCAGUUAACGAUAUAUAAUUGUACUAAUUAUAUUCCCGUCGAAAUCAACUAUAAAAUGUCUCCCGAAUUAAAGCCAAGGCUCAUUUCAAAUAAACAUAAAGAGUUGUUAGCUGAUGAAAAAAAUGGUCCUAAAGAAAUUAUCGAUGAAACUUUCCAAGAAUUGUUGAUUCGAGAUGUGCCCAAUGAAGUGACAGAUUUUUAUGUGUUUCCAAGCACAAAUGUAGAGAUACCUUGUUUCAUAAAUGACGAUAUUCAGCUUUCACCGAACACUGCAGAUUCGGCAUCUUAUGUCUGGAGACAAGGAGAUAACAAAUUAAUAACAGGUGGACGUGUGAUCGAAGAUUUAAACCAUAGGGGGAUGCUACAAAUUGCAGAAGCGACCCUCGCCGAUUCAGAUAACUAUACCUGUACUGUAAAUUACACCAAUCCUGAUACAGGACAGACUGUCAGUGAUUCCUUCGUCCAUUCUGUAAUGGUUGUAACUCUUCCGACAUUCGCUCUCCAUACACUUAUGCAUUAUUCGGCGAAAGUAAAAUGUGAUCAAGAGACUCUAGAAAUGUUUGAAUUGUAUCUCCCGCAGCAAAUUGAAGAUUACAUUUGUUACAUCGAACCAGAUAGAAAGAAAAUAUGUACUGUAGAGAUUCAUAAUCCUAUUUGUCAUCCAAAGAGCAAUGAGAAUGCCGAUCUUAAAUCAGUUUGGAAAUUUCGAAGCAAAGGAACAAGGCCAAGUUUUGCAUCACAGGAAAAUGAGGAGAAUGUUAUGGAACUUUCGCUGAACUUUGAACUGGAUAUAGCUGAUGUGACACAAACUAUGAUUUCUGCUGCCAACAAAACACGCUGUGGACCAUUUUGCCAACUAAAAAUAAUACUUAAAGUGGUUGACAUAUUGCGAGAAUCGUUCACUAUCGUACUACCACAUUCAGUAAGCUCAUCAGCUGGAGCAAUCUUCAAACCUGAUAUGAAUUCUAUAAAUAUGAAAAUAUUGAUUGCUUGUGAAGGAGGCUUUAAAUUAGUGCAAGGUUUUUGUAUGCCCUGCCCUGCUAAUACUUACAGCGAAGAAGGGAGCACGGAAUGCAGCAAAUGCCUCUCAGGAACAUACCAGCCCAACAUAGGAUCUAGAACUUGCGAAAAAUGCCCUCAUCCUUUCAGAACUGGAUGCUCAUCACUUUGGUUGUCACCUGCUGUUAUUGCUGUUACCAUUUUAAUCAUUCUACUAACUGUUUUGAUAUCAACUAUACUGGUCUAUUUAUGCAAAACUGUUUUAGCAAAAUGUAUGUUGCCAUUCAUAUCACCAUGCUUAAUGAGGUGUUUUAGAAAAAAAAAACAAGAAAAACAAAUUAAACAAGUCAAACUAGAGCCAACUUUUCCUAAGAAAAUACUGAAGAAAAAAAUGAGAAAGUUGUCUCCACACAGAAAAAAGGAAGACACUACAGAACCACCUACACCACCUUCUGAAGAUUUCACAAGUUGA
This is a messenger RNA of Nezara viridula (southern green stink bug), 3843 nucleotides long. The record is from the annotation of a GenBank genome assembly. Lineage: Eukaryota; Metazoa; Arthropoda; Insecta; Hemiptera; Pentatomidae.